AUGGGGAUUAGACCUACUUGGACCCUUUCCCAAGUGCCUAGACAAGUAAAAUACCUUAUAGUGGGAGUGGACUACAUUACAAAGUGGAUCGAAGCAGAACCAUUAGCCACCAUCACAGCUCAGAGAAGUCGGAAGUUCCUCUACAAGAAUAUCAUUACCAGGUAUGGCAUUCCCAAUUCCAUUACCACAGAUAAUGGCACUCAAUUCACCGACUUUACAUUCAGAAAUCUAGUAGCCAGUAUGAAAAUCAAGCAUCAGUUCACCUCGGUUGGGCACCCACAAGCAAAUGGGCAAGCAGAAGCCGCCAAUAAAAUCAUACUAUAUGGAUUAAAGAAAAGAUUACAAGAUACAAAAGGGGGCUUGGGCCGAGGAGCUCCCUCAAGUGUUAUGGGCAUAUCGGACUACACCCCAGUCUGCCACGAGAGAAACACCCUUCCGACUUACUUAUGGCAUAGAAGCCAUGGUACCAGUUGA
This is a messenger RNA of Arachis stenosperma, 474 nucleotides long. RefSeq lists its product as uncharacterized. The transcript has a single exon. Lineage: Eukaryota; Viridiplantae; Streptophyta; Magnoliopsida; Fabales; Fabaceae. Gene Ontology annotation, biological process: DNA integration. The record is from RefSeq and is a predicted model, not a curated record. The coding region runs from base 1 to 474 and encodes 157 amino acids. Gene Ontology annotation, molecular function: nucleic acid binding.